Ochlerotatus camptorhynchus is the source of this 1192-nucleotide messenger RNA. RefSeq lists its product as uncharacterized. The record is from RefSeq and is a predicted model, not a curated record. Gene Ontology annotation, molecular function: zinc ion binding. Lineage: Eukaryota; Metazoa; Arthropoda; Insecta; Diptera; Culicidae. The transcript has 3 exons. Gene Ontology annotation, cellular component: nucleus. Bases 32 to 1192 code for a protein of 386 amino acids.
AAGAAGAAGAAGAAUUAAACAGCAUUAAACGAUGGAAAAGCCGGACAUCGUCUUCAACCAGUGCCGCUUCUGUCUGAAGCUCAUCGAACCGCUGGGUUCUUUUUCGAUCUGCGGUGACUCCGAGGAUAUCCAGCUGAAUCCACUGCAUGAUUUCGUUCAGAAGAUGUUAUCGAUUGAGUUCACGGCGGAAAACUCCCACGUUUGCAGCGAUUGCUUCUCGAUGUGGCGCAUGAUUCAGGACUACUUGCAUGCCUGCGGUGAGGCGCACAAGAUUGUGAUGGCUAGCAAGGAGUUUGUCGUCCGGAAGCCGUGGCUGGAUAAUGAAGAGGAAAAGCGAAUGCUGAUUGGCGUUUGUAGGGUGGUGAAAAAGCUGUAUCACGAAAUGGAGAUUCUGCUCCGGACGGUGGAACCUUCGAAUGUAUAUUAUGCAUUGGACAAAGAAGUGACCAAACGCCGCAGGUCUAGGAAAAGAAAACGAUCUGUGGGGAAUAGGAAAGGGAAGGAAAAGCAAGUUUCGAGUGAACCUGUUGAUGCGAUCAAGGAGGAAGAUCCGGUGGAGAUCGAUGAUUCCGCUGCGUUCCAGUCGGAAAAGCCGAUAGAAGCAACGAAGAGUGUAGUAGUGGAAAAUGAAGGGAAUGACGAGUCAAAUGAAGUAGAGGAUGAUACGAUACUGGAUGAUUCGGUUACGAUUGUUGAACCGCAAGUGGACCAUAUAGACCUGGUGGAUAGCAGUAACGAGGAAGCGGAGGGAACGGAUGAUGAAGAUGAAUAUGUCGAAGAUUAUUCUUCCUCGUGCUAUAGAAUUCACAGGAUACAUGACGAAGAGAUGUUUAAAACAGUUUGUCAACUUUGUGGAAUCACCACCAGCGAUAUGGCGAACCAUCUGGAAGGUCACAUUAAGGAGUCGAAAACGGUUAGAAAGGAAAAGCAGCAAACGGAAUCGGAUAGUAAUAGCAGUAGUUCCAGCAGCAGUAGCAGUGCAAGACCCAUAAGACAGACCAAGCCUAAGCCGAAGAAGAAAGCGAAUUUAGAUCCAAGGCCAAAGGAAGUUCAAGUGAACUCGUUGAAGUGCAACGUGUGUGGAGUAGAGUUUACCAGCAUGCUAACGGCAAGGCUCCAUGCUCGGUUGCAUCCCUUCAAUCGAACGUACAAUUCAGGUAAAUCGAAUAGGGAUGCAAGAAAGAUGUGCUGA